Molecule: messenger RNA, 2010 nt
Organism: Nothoprocta perdicaria
Lineage: Eukaryota; Metazoa; Chordata; Aves; Tinamiformes; Tinamidae
Gene: ITPRIP
Product: inositol 1,4,5-trisphosphate receptor interacting protein
Exons: 3
Coding region: 159-1808 (549 amino acids)
Cellular component (GO): membrane
Molecular function (GO): protein kinase inhibitor activity
Source: RefSeq, a predicted model, not a curated record
UGUGUGACUUCGAGACUUCGACUGCUGCUGAGGAAGAGACAUCCUGGCUGCGCUUCAGUGGUGGGUGACUGAAUUCAGCCUUCCCCGCAUCGCGCUGGUGAUAGGGAUGUGACGUUUAAUGAGCACCUGUGAAGUCCUGUAGCAGGGAAGGAACUGCCAUGCCUGUGGGAAUCUUCCGGGUGUGCCUAGUGGUGAUUACUGCUAUCAUCAACCACCCGCUCCUCUUCCCUAAAGAGAAUGGCACCAUCCUUGAGAACACGGAAGAAAUCAUCCAGAAGAUGAAGGAGCGAGAGGAGAUCCUUCGACUGGAGCAGCUGCGCUUGGAGCAGGAAAUCGCAGGACAGGAAGCCAGGCAAAAGUCUCUGGAAAAGGCUGCAAAGGUAGUGGAGGAAAGCAAAGAGGAAAAGGUCUCAUGGGAUAUGUGGACUGCUAUUUCCUUGGUCAUAUUCCUGCUGAUYGAGCUCUGGAGGCAGGAUUUCCAAGAAGGGAAUUGGCAGGACACAGGAGGUGAAGAGGAUGACAUGGCUGUGCUGGGGAAAGCAUUUAAAGGAGUGGUCCUCCCCAACAAGGCCAUCUUGGCCAGCUUUUAUGAGAAGCGCAUCCUGGGGACCACCGGAGACAUGGCCAGGAUGCGGGAGAUGGUGGAGGGUUUUGCAGAUGACUUACUGGAGGCCUUGAGGAGUGUUUGUAACCGGGAUGCUGACAUGGAAGUGGAGGACUGCAUGGGAGUGGGGAGCAUGUAUGAGAACUGGAGAGUGCGCAAACCUUUCGUCUGCGAUCUCAUAGUGCCUUUUGCCCCUCCCGAGCCCUACUGUUUCCGCUCCCAGACCUGGUGCUCUGGUGAUUCUUUUCCCCCAGAUGAACAAGGUUAUGGCACUAUCAAGGUCUGCAGGGCACAUGAAGAUGCGGCAGGCUGCAUCUGUGACAAGACUAAACUGGGGGAAGAUAUGUUGUGCCUCCUGCACAGCCAAGCCAUUGCCACCAGGCCCAGCAGUGAGAUGGAAGACCUGCUGUGCUUCAAAAAUACUCAGUAUUUGGAUGCAGACCAAGUCAUGAAGUGGUUCCAGAUUGCAGUCACCAAGGCCUGGAACAGAAUCUCCCACAAGUAUGAAUUUGACCUUUCCUUCAGCCUCUUAGACUCCCCUGGGGCCCUAAAGAUAAAAUUCAAGUCAGGGAAAUCGAUUGCCUUCAACCUCACCCCUGUGGUGCAGUACGAGAAUUCAGAUGUUUACUUCAUCUCUCAUUUCCCUCGGAGCGGCCUGGCAGCAGACCAGCCCUCCAGUACCCACUGGUUUCUCACCUUCGCAGUAUACGAGAGGAGAUUCAUCCAGUUGGUCUCCAAAAUGCUGCCUGCCAACGCCUGCCAUGUCAGCUGCCUUCAGAUCCUCUCCUUCCUCCACGGGAAGCAGUGCAGCCUCACAGGUCCAAGUGGACUCAGCAACUACCACUUGAAGACAGUGCUGCUGCAUCUGCUGCAGGCACGUCCCUGUCAGGACUGGGCUCCGGAGAAGUUGGAGGCCCGUCUGCAGGACAUGCUUAAAUUCCUGGAGAAAUGCUUGCAUGAAAAGAAACUCUACCACUUCUUCAUUGGCAAUGGGAAGGUACCAGCAGAGCUGGGUUUCCCCAUCAUAUUCCAGAGGGCUGAGCCUCUCAACCUCUUCCGUCCCUUUGUGUUACAUAGGGAUGUUUACAGGAAAACCGUGGACACAUUCCAUGAGAUGCUCAGGAACACAUCUGCACUGAUAAAUGAGUACACGGUGCACAUUCCCCAUGCGCAAACAAAUGGGAUCCAUAAAGAAUCCCUUUAACCAAAGCCAGCAGGAAAACACUUGUUUCUCUAACUGCAAGUUGAUAGGGCAGCUCUCAAAGCCUCCUAGRAGGCGGCUGACUUUGCCAGUAGAGCUUGUCUGCAGCUGAAGCUGUCCAGGGCUGUGGUUCCUACAGUAUGGGAAAGGGGAUACGAAGAAACUGGAGAUGUGAUGUAAAAAUGAGUCUCUGCUCCACUGGUGU